This is a messenger RNA of Owenia fusiformis, 1621 nucleotides long. The record is from the annotation of a GenBank genome assembly. Lineage: Eukaryota; Metazoa; Annelida; Polychaeta; Sabellida; Oweniidae.
UUUUAUCCAUGUAUUAUAUUCAUACCUCAUUCAUAUAAAUGUACAUAUACAUGUAUUGACUUUCAUUCGAGUAAGCCAAUGCUACAGUUUUUCAAACUUUUGAAGACUAUAUUUUUGUUUUAGUGAGAAGAGAGGUGAAAUUUUUCUUUGUGAUAUGGCUGAUACUGACUGGGGAAAAUGUAUGCUUAUAUUUCAAAUAUUUCUACCUACUGCAUUUGCAAAUAUGGAGGCAGCCAUUGGUAGAAUUGUUGACAGUUUGAGCCAAACGUAUACUCAGGAUAUAAAUGAAUCCUUGGUUGUUGUAUCAUUGACGGUCAGCAUUGCAAACAUUCUUCGGGCAUACCUAUCACCAAACCAGGCGAGCCAGGGAUUUAUCACAUUGGUCAAAUCAAAGGUUGACUUAAAGAAAGGACUUAUUUUUGUGAUUUUCAGUAGCACCAUCACAGCAGGAAUUUUCCUUUUGAUUGGUCUUACACCAGUGGGAUAUAUCAUCCAAGAGCUAUUUCGUAUUACUAAUAAACAACUUGAAGAAGUUCAAUUUGGCAUAGCAUGUUACAGUUUGCAAUCUAUGAUCCUAAACAUUGGGUCUGGAAUCCAUGGGUUAUUAUUAAUGAAAAAACACACCUAUUUUUGUCUCUUCGCUGAGAUUUUGACAUUCAUUUCAAAAAUAGGAUGUGCUUUUUCUCUCAUGGCUACACCCUUAAUAACUAGAAGACCAAUUUUGAUACCUAUAAUAUCAGCAUAUGCUGCAGCUCUGGUUUAUCUUCUCUUAAGCUUUAUAGGAUAUAAAAUAUACUUGAUCAAUGAUCUACCAGCUGAAAGUACAAUUAACCUGACAUACCAUCAAAUGUUUAAAGUAACGCUACCCCUAGGACUACAAGAAUUGAUUGAAAGAUGUGAAACUAAUAUUCUCAGCUUUACAGUUGCACAACUCACGCCAUCUGGAUCUAUGCGGAGUAAGGCACUGGCAAACGUUUACAUUCUUCAUUCAUCAUUUUACUCAUUGCGAAGGAUAUUAACCAGUAUUUCAACAAUGGUACCAGCAUACCUUGCAUCUGGGGUUAACUCAUCAUUACAUUUCGACAAUGAACUAGUUAUCUCCACUUCAAUGAUUGCAUUUGUUUUAUUUUUGAUUUCAAUUUCAAUGUGCUGGAUUACUCCCAUUACAAGGGUUAUAUUUCUAUAUUUAUUUCACAUUUCUGAAGAAAAUUUCAUUGCAGUAUACUAUCCCUUUAAGUUGUACACAUUCUGGCCAAUUAUACAAACAUUUGCUUUGUUUUCAUUUGGAGUUUUACUGCACAAGAAAGACACUAAGAUGUCAAUAGUGAGUUCUGCUUGCCAAGUCAUUAUAUUGGGUUGUCUACCACUUGCUUUAGAUCAUCUUGGGUUUGAUAUUUUACUGUCUUCAGUAAUGGCUUUGUUUACUGCUCAGACAACUACUGCAGGUAUACUUUUCUCAUAUCUUUUUUUCAAGUAUUUAAGAAAAUCUGAAUCACAUUUAAAGCAAGUAUGAAAUUAGGUUGAUGCUGACAUUAUUCCAUGUGUAACCCUGCCUAUUACUUCAUCCAUGUAUUAGUAUUACAUUAUAUUAUUGGAAUAAAGUUUAAAAUGGUGUACCAUC